AUGACCCUAACAAAGCAAAGAUCGAUUCGAGACCCAAAUGCCUUCCCAACCACUCAAUUGUUCUUGCUUGCUAUCGUACGCCUCGCCGAGCCAAUUGCACUUACAUCGAUCUUCCCAUAUGCCUGGCCGCUGGUAAAGAAAUUCCACGUCGGCAAUGAGGCCGAUGCCUCCUUCUAUGCAGGCCUCCUCAUCAGCGCGUUUGCGCUGGCUGAGAGUCUGACGGGCAUGUACUGGGGAGGUUUGUCUGAUAGGGUUGGUCGGAAACCAGUUUUGCUGAUAGGAUGCACUGGCACAAUGCUGAGCAUGCUUAUAAUGGGCUUUGCGUCGAAUAUAUGGCUUGCCUUGGCGGGGAGGGCACUAGGGGGAUUCUUAAAUGGGAAUAUUGGCGUUAUACAGACUAUGGUCGGCGAAUUGGUCACGAAGCCAGAACAUGAACCUCGUGCCUACAGCAUUAUGCCUUUUAUCUGGUCGAUCGGAACUAUCAUUGGACCUGCGAUUGGGGGAGCUUUCGCUGAUCCCGCAACCUCCUUCCCAAACACAUUCUCCAAAGACGGCCUCUUUGCACAAUUUCCAUACCUUCUGCCGAAUCUCCUUUGCUCAGGACUUCUCCUAAUCAGCAUCAUUGCCGGUUACUUUCUCCUCGAGGAAACACAUCCAGACAUGAAACCCCGCGUCUUUCUGCCAGACUCCACCUACGUAUCCGACGAAACACCCCUGAUUGCAACAGCAGACGCGAUCAAGACUCCUGCAGUUGAUCUGCGAGCCGAGACAUACGGCACAUUCGAAGGCAGUGACGACAGCAAAUGGCGCCACGCCCAAACAAAAAUCAAGCCCGUGAAGAUCUUCACAAAGCGUAUUAUAGCCACUAUUUUCGCCCUCGGCAUUUUUACAUACCACAGCAUGUCUUAUGAUCACCUCCUACCCAUAUUCUUAGAAGACAAGCGUGGCGAAUCCGUCUCCAUCUUUGCGCAAUCGGCAAUGGGUAUCAACUCCUUUUCCUCCCCCGGCGGUCUCGGUCUCAGCGUGCAGAAAGUAGGAGUCAUAAUGUCCAUAAACGGCGUCAUAGCCCUCUUCGUGCAAGCAGUCGUCUUCCCCUUUGCUGCGGAGAAGCUCGGUAUCCACAGACUUUUCAUCCUGGUCUCACUUCUGCACCCGGUGGCAUAUCUCGUCAUGCCAUAUCUCAUCUACCUACCUGCCAAGUGGCUCAUGCUAGGGAUUUACUUUUGUCUAACAAUUCGCAAUAUGCUAUCUAUCCUUGCGUACCCGGUCCUACUUAUUCUUAUCAAGGAGGCGACGCCUAGUCCUUGCGUGCUGGGGAAAAUCAAUGGUUUGGCUGCCUCUGCCGGAGCAGCUUGCAGAACUAUUGCUCCUCCUGUGAGUGGAUAUCUAUAUACGCUCGGAUCGAGAAUGGAUUUCACUGGUCUGGCAUGGUAUGGGAGUGCUCUCGUUGCUGGUGUUGGCGCCGUGCAAUGCUUCGGGGUGAGAAGAGCAAGGAACGAGGUGGAUGAUAAAGAGGCCAAGGAAGAAGGGCCUGCUGUUACCGUCGGGGAAGUUGAUGAGGAGUAUCGAGAUGCAAAUGCAUAG
Molecule: messenger RNA, 1584 nt
Organism: Lachnellula hyalina
Lineage: Eukaryota; Fungi; Ascomycota; Leotiomycetes; Helotiales; Lachnaceae
Exons: 3
Coding region: 1-1584 (527 amino acids)
Biological process (GO): transmembrane transport
Molecular function (GO): transmembrane transporter activity
Source: RefSeq, a predicted model, not a curated record